Molecule: messenger RNA, 1745 nt
Organism: Anopheles cruzii
Lineage: Eukaryota; Metazoa; Arthropoda; Insecta; Diptera; Culicidae
Gene: Ada3
Product: transcriptional adapter 3-A
Exons: 4
Coding region: 140-1648 (502 amino acids)
Biological process (GO): regulation of transcription by RNA polymerase II
Cellular component (GO): SAGA complex
Molecular function (GO): transcription coactivator activity
Source: RefSeq, a predicted model, not a curated record
ACGGUUUAUUUGGAAUUGCGCCACAGUGUGCGUGACAUAUUCUCGCGCUGUCAUAGGCGAAAUUGAAUUUGGGCUUGUGCCAUACAGUUUGUAAACAAAUUGGUUUCAGGCGUUUCGUGAAAGGUCCGCUCAGUCAGCCAUGGCCGACAAAGGUUUGGUGAAACGGAUUUCGCUUUCGUCGAAAAACCGUUCUAGCUUUACAGUUCCUGGAUCCGCUAGCACAGUUCCUGGAACAUCGAGUGGUGCAGUUGCAACAGCCAUCGGGGCGGGUAGUAAGCUACCACCGGCUGCCAAGCAAAUGGCUAAUGCAGUUUCUUCGCCCGGUUCCCCGGAUCAAGCUGUACUGAUUCCACACAUCAAAACGACCGACAAUCUGAAGAUGCUGCCCAAGUAUAUGGCUACGCUCGCCAAUACAACCGAUGAACUGGUUUCGGCGGAAGACCUGGAUACAAUUCAACUUGAGUUGGAGUCGCUUCUUUCAACGGUUGCCCUGCGUUCCAGGGUCUUAAAGGCGGAGCUAGAAACUAUCGACAAAGCCGACGAGCGGCGCGAACGUAAAGGGAAGCACAUGGAGAAGGCUCCCGCUUCCCCGGGCAAACGGAGGCGUCUGGAAGAGAAGCUAAAGCUUCGCGAAAGUGCUGGUAAACUAAUCGGCCAUCAGAUAAAAAUAUCCAAAAUAAAGCACGCCGCUACGAUCGUACCACCCUCACCGGCACCGUCACAGAACACAGACGACAGCAUGGAUGCGGUUCCAUUUCUACCACAAAAUCAUCAUUUACAGCACAUUGGCAGCGACAGUUCGAAGCCAAUCGUCCCGAAGGACGAUACACCGAACAAGUUUUGGCUCUCGGUAGAACCGUAUUGUAUGCCCAUCUCGCAUGAGGAUCUGAAGCUUUUGGACGACUUGCUCGAAGAAUACUCUGGACCGUUAAUACCACCCAUACCGGAGCUAGGACCGCAUUACAGUACUCAAUGGGCAGCAGAUGAUAUAAGAGAAGAACAGGAUUGCGUUGCCAGUUCCGCCACUUCUAAGACGAAAUCGAAAAAUCUUACCAAUGGCGAUGUAGGCAAGAAGGAAAAGUUGAUGGGUGAGGGAAUCACAGGUCCGCUCACGCAACGCCUUGUUUCGGCUUUGAUGGAAGAAAAUUUACACCCAGACAGCAAUAGUACCAGCAACGAGAACAGCAACAGCAGUUCCGAUGUCACCAACAGUAACAAUGCGCGCAGUGCCGUGGCAUUACUUAAGAACGGGAUUAGUAUAGAGCGGCGACUGCGCAAGGAACUGAUAGAGCAGGGCAUUUUGGACGCCGACGACAUGCCGAAGAGCCAGCAGGAUGACGAAAUCUUGUCCGAGAUCAAUCGCGUCCGCACCGAGCUGGUUGUUAUCGCGGAGUACAAUUCAAACGAGAUUCGGAAACUGCAAUCGAUGGCGAAAGACGAGAUGAAACGGAUCGAAGUAAAGAGAAAGCUGGAUCGCGUCGAUCAAGAGCUUAUGGAAUGCUAUCAAAAAGUAAUUGCAGCCCGGCUUAAAAGGCGUACAUUGACUAAACAGGAAAAAGAUGAAGUAGUUCGGUUGGCAGAGGAACAAAAGCGGUUGUCCGACCAACUGGAAUUAAUGCCUGUUCAGGGUCCGUUCGGGCGCAAUUAGAGAGCUUUGUGCAUGCAUAAUCCGCAAGUAUGCCCGAGAAAAGCUCUCCGAAUAUGCAGCAUACGGUUUAACAGUCGUUUGAACAGUUCGUUAUGAA